GCCGCACACCCGUGGCUACCGUAGCGCCCAUGGUACCUCUCAGCGGUGCCCCGCCCGACGACGCCGACGCCUCUCGCAUGCGCCCUCCAUCCGCUGGAGACAAGAAGAUGGCGGGCACCACUCAGCCGCAGAGCAAACACAGCCGGACUCCUGCCGCAGCCACGGCGCCCGUGGCUGCUCCACCCUCUGCCUCGUCAGAUGCGACCGUCGCUUGUCGCACGGCCACGCCAACCACUGGAGACGGUAAGACGGUCGCCUCCAUUCAGCCACACACCAAACAGGAUCAGACACGUGUUGCAGCAGUGGCGCCCACGGCUCCUCAGCCUACUCCUCCAUAUGAUGACGCCGUCGCCUCUCGCAUGCGCCCGCCAGCCGCUGGAGACAAGAAGAAGACGUCCGUCUCUCAGCCGCAGAGCAAACACAGCCGGACUCCUGCCGGAGCCGCGGCGCCCGUGGCUGCUCCACACUCUGACCCAUCUGACGCGGCCGUCCCUUGUCUUACUCCCCCUCCAUCCGCUGGAGACAAGAAGAAGGCGGGCACCACUCAGCCGCAGAGCAAACACAGCCGGACUCCUGCCGCAGCCGCGGCGCCCGUGGCUGCUCCACCCUCUGCCUCGUCUGAUGCGACCGCCGCUUGUCGCACGCCGACGCCAGCCGCUCCAGACAGCAAGACAGCCGCCACCACUCAGCCACACAGCCAACACGACCAGACACGUGUUGCAGCUGUGGCGCCCACGGCUCCUCAGCCCACUCCUCCAUACGAUGACGCCGUCGCCUCUCGCAUGCGCCCGCCAGCUGCUGGAGACAAGAAGAAGACGGCCGCCACUCAUACGCAGAGCAAACACAGCCGGACUGCUGCCGCAGCUGCGGCGCCCGUGGUUGCUCCCCCCUAUAGCCCGUCUGAUACUGCCGUCGCUUGUCUUACCCCCAGACCGGCCUCUGGAGACAGCAGGACGGCCACCACCACCAUCAGCACCACCAGCAGCACCACCAGUACCACCAUCUCUACCACCAGCACCACCAGUCUGCCUAACGGCGACCGCGGCGACCCCUGCCCAACUGCUGCUGGAGCUGCGCCCCUCACGACUCCACGCUCCUCUCCUCCUGUGGAUGGUGCUGCCGUCUCUCGCCUACGGAGACUUUCUGGUGAAGAGAAGGGCAGGAGGCUGAUCGAGGCGGCUAAAGUGGGGGCACAGACAGACGUGCAGACGUUGCUGGCGGCAGGAGCAGACCUCGAGGUGAGGGACAGUGACGGGUACACCGCCCUGCACUGGGCAGCGGACAGGGGGCACGUCGAUGUGGCGAUGUGUCUGCUGGAGGGUGGCGCCGAGGUGGACGCCACCAACGACAGUCGGACCACGCCCCUGCACAGGGCUGCACAGAGUGGCCACGCCACCGUGGUGCGGCUGCUGGUGGCGUCCUCCGCCCGCACCGAUGCCAGGAACCGGUGGGGGUGGACGCCGCUGCACUGGGCGGCAGUGCGUGGCCACACGGAGGCGGCGGCGGCGCUGCUGGAGGCGGGCGCCGACAGGACAGCUAAGACUGACGAACUGUACACACCGCUUGACUUCGCCAGGCAUAAGCACCAUCAACAUCUGAUAAGCAUGCUAAGAUAACCCAUCAAUGCAUUACGUUUUCCUGGAGGAAAACGAAUGGAGUUUCAGUAGAUGAAUUUUCUGUAUUUUUAAAAUAAAGAGUAUG
Messenger RNA from Schistocerca serialis cubense, 1701 nucleotides. RefSeq names its product poly [ADP-ribose] polymerase tankyrase-1-like. Lineage: Eukaryota; Metazoa; Arthropoda; Insecta; Orthoptera; Acrididae. The record is from RefSeq and is a predicted model, not a curated record. Gene Ontology annotation, molecular function: protein binding. Bases 30 to 1616 code for a protein of 528 amino acids. The transcript has 9 exons.